AUGCAUGAGCUGUUCAGGGACAGCACGCAUAUUCGAAAGCAAGUUGACCGCAUUCCGCCCAAUCAGGGAGCCGAGUCCCCUCCUAUGAUCGUUCUUGAAAUUUUGGAAACGACUGUAUGGAAAGCCCGCAUGGAACGUCCGUUCUCCAGGCAGGAGAUUGUGGCUAUCAUCAAGGGCACGCUGCUGGCUCUGCAAGACAUUCACGCGCAAGGACUGGUGUACGGUGACUUGAAGAUGGAGAAUAUUAUGCUGAACGGGUUUGACGCCGACGAGGUCUCGGAUGGGGGCGGUUUCGUUGUCAAGCUCGGAGACCUGGGCACUGUCAUGCCACCUGCGAGUGGAAUCUGCCAGCCGGUGGUGUACCGAGCGCCUGAAGUGUUUUUCAAGCAAGAGAUCACUCCCGCCGCCGACCUCUGGGCCCUGGGUCUGAUUUACACACAUCUGUUGGAGGCCCAGAGCAAUUUCGGGAAGACUGGUCUCUAUGAUGAAUUGCUAGCCAGCAGUGAUGAUGCGUCCAAGUUGGAGGAAAAGGUUCGGUCUGCUCUGGCAAACGAUUACGAUCUUCAACAUCACCCUUAUUACAAGGACGCAGCUCUUCCACAACGCGAUGACUCCCAUCCGAAAGGCAGCCAUUGGGCAGCUUUGCGGAGCAGAGGCCUCGAAGAGCUCGACGUCGCUUUCCUCCAGCAGGUCAUGAAGGCUGAUCCCACGACACGGCCGUCCGCGAGGAUGAUUUUGAGGAGCCAGUGGAUCGAAGGUGGUUUGUUGGCUCGUCAGUUCAAGCCCAUGGGAUCGGAGGAGUCCGAGGAUGUGACAUUCUUGUGUCAAGGACCAUUGACGCCAAAACCGGCAUGA
Lecanosticta acicola is the source of this 855-nucleotide messenger RNA. The record is from the annotation of a GenBank genome assembly. Lineage: Eukaryota; Fungi; Ascomycota; Dothideomycetes; Mycosphaerellales; Mycosphaerellaceae.